Aspergillus fijiensis CBS 313.89 is the source of this 1104-nucleotide messenger RNA. RefSeq lists its product as uncharacterized. The record is from RefSeq and is a predicted model, not a curated record. Lineage: Eukaryota; Fungi; Ascomycota; Eurotiomycetes; Eurotiales; Aspergillaceae. The annotation marks the transcript as partial. The transcript is spliced from 2 exons.
CCACAGAACACAGUCCAAUUUGGCGAGGAUGGCUUAUCCAAGCAGGUCUACGAACGCGAGUCUCAAGCUCGUGCACAGAUAAGCCAACUUGAAGCCGAAGUCGACAGAUUGGUCAGAGAGAAGGAGCAGCUGCGCGAGGAAGCCUGGAUUCGCGAGCGUCGGGUAGUUCAUGCCUCGAAGAGACAGGCAACUCAAUCCAAUCAGCAUGUGGCCAGCCUUGAAAACCGAAUCAGCGAUCAGCAGUUCAGACUAUCAGAAUCUGCUCGAGCGCUUGCUGCACAAAAGGAAAAAAGCGCGAAACUGGAAGCUAUGGUGAUUGCUAGGCAGGAGUUAGCUCUCCAAGCUCUAAACGCAAAGAAGGGACCAACUCCGAUGGAAGACCAUGAUGUUCGGCGCGCUCUGCGGAAGCUACAUAUGGCCAUACGCUCGUGGGCCAAAACCUAUGCUGUAUCCGACGUAUCCGAUUUAGAAGGUAUACCAGCAUCGAAACUUGAUUUGCUUGUGAAGGAGCUGGGGUCAUACUGCAGCGAGACCACGUGGACUUCUUUAAACGAGAAGCUGUCUAUCCCUGUCAACAGAGUCCCGGACAUUCUCGUACAAGCUGCCUUGUCCAGCGUCGUAUUUGAAUGGAUCUUUGAGGACCCUUUUUUUCUUUUCCAAGCCAUGGCAAUCAAUGGUUCCUUCUCCCUGAGCAACGAUUUGGGAAGCAUUUAUCAUCACAUGAAGCAAGGCAACAGGAACCUAGCGGACCAAUUCAUACAGAGCGCUACAGGCGCGUUGCUAAAGGAACUUGAAAGUAGAGAAACUCUCGACCAUCGAGUCAAAGAGCUUGAAGCUCUCCUUUCUGAAGCUGCUGGUCUGGCUCUGUCUCUAUGGACUCAACGUACGGAUAUGGAUUGCUACAGCCUUUACGAGUUUCCACAGUUUUGUAACGGGGAUCCAAUGGUUGAAGCGCAUCGCCUCCAUCAUCUUGAUAACGGGGAUGCGCGUCUAGAUGGUGCCGAUAAUGUGCUCGUUGUUUUCCCUGCUGUCGUGGCAUUUGGGUCUGUACACGGUGAGCAUUACGACCAGUCAAUGGUGUGGGCAGCAGCAACUGUGUUGGUC